Messenger RNA from Cordyceps fumosorosea ARSEF 2679, 1476 nucleotides. RefSeq names its product integral membrane protein. Bases 1 to 1476 code for a protein of 491 amino acids. Lineage: Eukaryota; Fungi; Ascomycota; Sordariomycetes; Hypocreales; Cordycipitaceae. The record is from RefSeq and is a predicted model, not a curated record. The transcript has 2 exons.
AUGAGCGAGCCGCCGACGAGCCCAACCGAGGCGGCGCGCCCCAAGGCGAGGCGCAACAUCUCCUUUGCCCACGUCAACUGGACCCCGCGGGGCGGCACGAAUCCCCGGAGCAGCAGCAGGAGCCGGCCGUCCGGCGGCCUUCGCAGCAUCUCCUUUGCGCACCCGCAGCGCAGCAGGCACGCCACCGCGCCGGUCCGGCCGGGGACUGCGACCGGCGCCGGCCGACCGGGCGUGCCGCCCCGCGCGCUGUCCUUUUGCGACACGCGCUUCACCCCGUCCGGGCCGAACCUGGCGCUCCGCCAGGGCAGCGUGUCCGGCCCCUUCGCGUUCCUGAACCCGACGACGGCCAUCUUCGACAUUCGCACCGACGACGGGCUGUCGGAGGCGGGCGAGGGUGGCGGCGAGAGGGCGCGGAUCCGCUGGAACGCGCGCGAGUUUCGAAAGGGCCGCCACAUCUUCGUCCUCCCCCGCGCCGCGCCGCUCGCCCACCGCCUGCGCAACACCUCCAAGCUCAAGCGCGUGCUGCUCGGCAUCUGGCGCAUGGUCACCGUCUUCCCCUACUGGGACGUGUCGUGGCUGAUCGGCGUGUGCUUCACCGUCGGCUGCGCGCUCUUCAUCGCCUGCGGGCUGUUCUACUGGCUGCCCAUCGCCUACCCCGAGACGGAGUUUGCGCACGAGGAGGACGUGGCGGGGGGCAUCGUGUCGUUUGUCGGCGCCACGCUGUUCCAGGUGGGCGCGGUGCUGCUGAUGCUCGAGUCGUGGAACGACCGCGCCGAGACUAAGUUUGGCGGCGCCGUCGAGGCCUUUUUCGGGGAGCGCUUCAGCUUUCGGCGGGGCGCGCGGCGCGGGCGCGUGAGCCACGACAAGGAUGAAGAGGGCAGCGGCGCAGGCCUGGGUGGUGAUGAGGAGAGCGGUCCGGCGGCGGGGCCCCCGGUGCCGGCGCGCACGGAGGGAGAAGCGCGCGGCCGGCGUGGAGGCGCCGGCGACCCGUUCGGAGAGCGCGAGUGGCAGUGGCUGCCGUCGUGGCACGACGUCCGGACGCACUACAUCUACGAGAUCGGCUUCCUGGCGUCGGCGACCAUGUCGCUGGGCGCGACCAUCUUCUACCUGUGCGGCAUCCUCGCGCUGCCGGGCAUCCACCUCUCGCAGGCGGCGAAAUGGGGCGCCUACUACCUGCCGUACCUCGUCGGCGGCAUCCUGUUCGCGCUGGCGUCGCUGCUGUACGUGCUGGAGACGCAGCCGGACUGGCACACGCCGCAGCCGCGCAAGAUUGGCUGGCACGUCGGCGUGUUCAACCUCAUCGGCGGCGUGGGGUGGACGCUGGCAGCGGCGUUUGGGUACUGCGGCGGCGCGCAGCACUGGUGCGCGUACCAGAGCGAGCUGUCGCUGAUAUGGGCGUCGGUGGCGUUUACGUUUGGAAGUGCGCUGCAGUGGUACGAGUCGCUGGACAAGUAUGUCUUUGUGAUUGAGGAUUAG